Molecule: messenger RNA, 1668 nt
Organism: Penicillium soppii
Lineage: Eukaryota; Fungi; Ascomycota; Eurotiomycetes; Eurotiales; Aspergillaceae
Product: WD domain protein
Exons: 3
Coding region: 1-1668 (555 amino acids)
Biological process (GO): regulation of DNA damage checkpoint
Cellular component (GO): nucleus
Molecular function (GO): protein binding; DNA binding
Source: RefSeq, a predicted model, not a curated record
AUGACUUCGCGCAACUCUCCCACGCGUUUCGACACCGAGGACGUGCCACACACCCCUCCAGCACAAACUGACUACGAACCAAACACGCCUCGGUAUCUCGAGUCCAACAUGUCAGGCGGAAAAAAUGAGCUCUCCGAGUUUGAACAACAACGAUUGGCAAACAUCGCUGAGCGCGAUGCGCUGCUGAAGAAGAUACAUUUGGAGAACCAGUCGUUUAGUUUCUCCACCCCGAAGCCGGUCAACGGCGCAUCAAAACCGAAGAAACGACCUACUCCCAAAGUCAAGAAGGAGGAAGAGGAUUUAACACCACGUCGCUCAUCUUCGCGUCUCAAAGGCAUUGCGGCUGAAAGUGAGGUCGCGAAGCGCAAGGCGGAGGAUGAAUAUGACGCCAUGCGCGAAGCUGAUCGCCUGAAGCGACAGCGCCGAACCGACUCUUUUAGUCAGGCUGAUAUGUUUGUGGCGGGUCAAAAGCUCACUGGAGACAGCCUCAUUGGUGUGGAUGUGAUCACCAAGGGUGUUGCGAAGCCCUACGAAAGAACCUUCGGUGAUGAUGACAUCAAGAAGACCACGGACAAAGAUCUGAAGGCCCUUCGCGAGGAAAUGAACGGGCUAUCAUUGUGGGAAUCGUGGGACCCGCAAAGAAUCAAGAUUACGCCCGAACGUGUUUACGCCAUGGCCUUCCACCCAUCUGAAACCAAGCCCCUCAUUUUUGCUGGUGACAAAAUGGGUCAUCUGGGAAUGCUGGAUGCAUCUCAGGAGAAACCUGCUAUUGAGGACGAUGAUGAAGAUGCGGAGGAUCCAGACCCAGUUCUCACCACAUUGAAACCUCAUACCCGAACAAUCAGCGCUAUGAUGGUCAAUCCCUCAAAGCCGACUCACCUAUACACGGCAAGCUAUGACAGCUCAAUCCGAUCUCUCGACUUGGAAAAGAUGGUCUCAUCGGAGACGUAUGCACCUGAGUCUACCAACAUCGAUGAGGCGAUCUCUGGUGUAGAUAUGGCCCCAGAAGACCCGAAUGUCCUGUACUGGACCACCCUCAACGGUGGCUUUGGCAGCUAUGAUACGCGAACCCCGCUGAAAGACCGCAACGCAUCACACUGGGACUUGUCGGAAAAGAAAAUUGGCGGGUUCAGUCUUUGUCCUUCUAUCCCGUAUUAUUUUGCCACGGCAAGCCUAGACCGGUUCCUAAGAGUAUGGGAUUUACGCAAGCUGUCGCAUACUACACCCGUGCCUGUUGCGGAGCAUGAGAGCAGACUGUCUGUCUCACACGCGGCUUUCAAUGCUGCAGGUCAGAUCGCUACGUCGUCCUAUGAUGAUACGUUGAAAAUUUAUGAUGUUGGUGCCAAGGGUUUGCCUACAUGGAAACAGGGGCAUACUCUAUCUGCAAAGGAGUUCACCCCUGAUACGAUUGUGCGUCAUAAUUGUCAGACUGGACGCUGGGUCACUAUUCUGCGUCCGCAGUGGCAGCUGAAUCCUCAAUCCUCUAUCCAGCGCUUCUGCAUUGGAAACAUGAAUCGUUUCGUUGAUGUCUACAGCAGCAGCGGUGAUCAACUUGCCCAACUCGGCGGCGAUGGAAUUACAGCUGUCCCUGCUGUUGCUGUCUUCCACCGAAGCAAGAAUUGGGUUGCUGGUGGUACUGCCAGUGGUAAACUGUGCUUGUGGAACUAG